This is a messenger RNA of Kockovaella imperatae, 1051 nucleotides long. RefSeq lists its product as hypothetical. The coding region runs from base 358 to 924 and encodes 188 amino acids. The transcript has a single exon. The record is from RefSeq and is a predicted model, not a curated record. NCBI's taxonomy places the organism in Eukaryota, Fungi, Basidiomycota, Tremellomycetes, Tremellales, Cuniculitremaceae.
CCCACAAUUUGUGGCGACAAGACCACGAUCCAUCUCACAUGCAUCCAUCCCCCCCAUACACCACAUCUUCCCCACACCAUCGCUCGUAUAUGUGACCCGACACACGAUCAACUGAUCAUACCUUGGUCAUCGGGUUCCAUUCCAGGCCACGCUGACGACGACAUUAUUCUAAUUUUGGAUGACAACGGGGAGGGAGUGGGAUGAGAGAAAGAGAGAGAGAUAUAAAAAAAUUAUUAUUCAGAGAGGAACGCGGGCGGCGGGCGAGGAAGGGGGGGAAAAAAACAUAAUAAUAAAUACCGAACAUCCUCUAUUUUCGUUCCAAGCCGGUGAUUACACCGACUAGGUAGAAGACGCUCUAUGGAAGGUUGCUUGAGCAGCGUGAGCAGCUUUAGUCACGGACCAACUCUAGAGAGACGCUUGUGUACUUAUUUAUGGCUGUUCGGAUCGAUUCAUAAAAUAGGUCAUCAUCGCAGUCGACAUGAUGCGAGACAGUGUGGGCAGGAAGAGGGUCACCCCCCCCCUCACCGCUUGCUAGCUUCCCUCUUGGCAAAAAAAAAGCUGAUGCUUAUGUGUGGCACCACAACAUCCCCAAAUUGGGUCACUGGGUCAACACGUUCGUCUUGGUCCCAAGAGUGGCGAAAUAGACAGAGGCACAUAGGUAGGCAUAUGAGGGAUCUUUUCCCGUACAGCGCAUGGUUUGGCGAGAAGAUGAUAGAGGACACUGCUGUUGCCAGUCUUUUUCUUGUUCACCUUCAUCUCGCAGUGUCUUCUCGGACAAAAUGUCGGUCCAAUAACAUUCUCGAUCGUCCUUCACCCGACGGGGAACAACGCGUUUUGACCAUACCUUAUCGCAGAAUCUUCUUCUUCUCGUCUUAUUCUCGUCUUGAGCAUUGCGACACCUUUUUUGCCUGGCGAGGUAAUUGACCUCUUCCCCCCGAUACCGGACUCCUGGUAUCUUCUGCCUCAUGAAUGCAUCAGAUACCGUCCGAGCCGAUGAUCCCGGGCCGGUAUCGGGACAAGAGAAAACCCGUAAGGUGGGGGGGACAAAGUA